Messenger RNA from Anoplophora glabripennis (Asian longhorned beetle), 390 nucleotides. RefSeq lists its product as uncharacterized. The record is from RefSeq and is a predicted model, not a curated record. NCBI's taxonomy places the organism in Eukaryota, Metazoa, Arthropoda, Insecta, Coleoptera, Cerambycidae. The coding region runs from base 1 to 390 and encodes 129 amino acids. The transcript has a single exon.
AUGAAACCUGUUGACGUAAAACGAUCAACGGAAUUAAAAGCUUACAAUCACCCCAAGAUUGUACAGAAACCAAAAUUCAAUGUAGCAGACAUUGUCCGAAUUAGCAAGUACAAAGGCGUGUUCGAGAAGGGAUAUACAGCUAAUUAUUCAACAGAACUCUUCAAAGUGGUUAAAGUAAAUAUAACAAAUCCUACAACGUAUGUGUUAGAAGAUAUGCAGGGAAGACAGAUUAAAGGAUGUUUCUACGAAUAUGAAUUGCAAAAAACCAAAUAUCCCGAAGUAUAUUUACUAGAGAAGGUCUUGAAAAGAAAGGGCAACAGAUUGUUUUGUAAGUGGCUGGGUCUUCCCAACACUCAAAAUUCAUGGAUCAACAAGGCAGAUAUAGUUUAA